Messenger RNA from Penicillium chermesinum, 447 nucleotides. RefSeq names its product BUD31 family protein. Gene Ontology annotation, biological process: mRNA splicing, via spliceosome. Gene Ontology annotation, cellular component: spliceosomal complex; nucleus. The transcript is spliced from 3 exons. NCBI's taxonomy places the organism in Eukaryota, Fungi, Ascomycota, Eurotiomycetes, Eurotiales, Aspergillaceae. The record is from RefSeq and is a predicted model, not a curated record. The coding region runs from base 1 to 447 and encodes 148 amino acids.
AUGCCGCCUAUUCGGUCCGCCCGCAAUCGCAAACCGCCUCCAGCGGGCUUCGAUGACCUGGAAGAUACCCUGUUAGAGUUCAGCAAUAAGAUGAAAGAUGCCGAGAAUGAUUCUGGCGAGGGAAAGAAGAAGUACGAGGUUUUAUGGCCUAUCUUUCAAAUCAGUCACCAACGUUCACGAUACAUCUACGACCUCUACUACGAGAAGCAAGCUAUCUCUAAGCAACUAUAUGACUGGCUGCUGAAGAACAACUAUGCCGACGCAAACUUGAUCGCCAAGUGGAAGAAGCAAGGUUAUGAAAAGCUAUGUUGUCUUCGCUGUGUGCAGACCAAAGAGACAAAUUUUAAUUCCACCUGCAUUUGUCGUGUGCCUAAAGCCCAACUGAAGGAGGAACAGACGAUCCAAUGUGUCAAUUGUGGUUGCCGAGGCUGCAGUAGUAGCGAUUAG